Messenger RNA from Penicillium macrosclerotiorum, 1425 nucleotides. RefSeq names its product n-alkane-inducible cytochrome p450 protein. The record is from RefSeq and is a predicted model, not a curated record. Gene Ontology annotation, molecular function: iron ion binding; heme binding; oxidoreductase activity, acting on paired donors, with incorporation or reduction of molecular oxygen, reduced flavin or flavoprotein as one donor, and incorporation of one atom of oxygen. Bases 1 to 1425 code for a protein of 474 amino acids. The transcript is spliced from 4 exons. NCBI's taxonomy places the organism in Eukaryota, Fungi, Ascomycota, Eurotiomycetes, Eurotiales, Aspergillaceae.
AUGUCCGAGCAGUAUAAUUGCGCCCCCGUCCUUCCAUUCGUUCCGUACAAGUGGCCCCUGGCUCUAGAUCUUCUCAAACGACAGUACGAGAUCUUUUUUGGCGAGCACACGUUUGAACAACUGACUCCGUACUUUGACAUCGCAGCCACCUGCCGCAUCAACCUUUUUGGCCUCACAGGCUACUUCACCACGGACCCUGAGAACGUUGAAGCGAUUCUUUCAACAAGUUUCAAAGACUACGGCCUGGGUAGCCGACGCCUCGCCUCGUUUCCGCUAUUGGGGGAGGGGAUCUUCUCACAAGAUGGGCUUGCAUGGAAACACUCUCGGGAACUGAUCCGUCACCAGUUUAUCCGUGUGCACAAGCAGACCCCACAGUCACUAAUGGAACACGUUGAGGAGCUUGUCGCCGACAUCAGAAAUUCUGCCGUCGAUGGUGUCGUGGACCUGAAGCCGCACAUGUAUGAGUUCACCCUCAACACUACGACGAUGCUCCUCUUCGGCGAGCCGCGCAGCAACAUGGAUGCAGAGAAGCGAUAUGCUGUCCGAGACAACUUUGACUAUGCGUCAUUCGUAGUCGGCAUCCGCGUCCGACUCGCGGACGGUGCCUGGCUCUACAACCCACCGAGGUUCAGAAAGGCCUGCACAGCGGUGCGUGACUGGGCAACUUUUUUCGCGUCCAAGGCCAUCCAAUACAAAGACGAAUUCGGCGAGGACGCGGCCGCCGAGAAAUACCCCUUCAUAAUUGACCUGUGGAGAGAGAUGCAGGACUUUGACCUGGUUCGUGACCAGCUCCUGCACAUUCUUGUUGCUGGGCGGGACUCUACAGCAAGCCUCUUGUCUUGGACUUUCUUUCAUCUAGUUCGUAACCCGGACGUCUUAGAGCGUUUACGCAAAGAGAUCUCUUCUGUCCCGACGGACAGCCCUCUCACGCGGGACCAGAUUCAGAGGCUGUCGUUUCUCCGGUGCUGUUUGAACGAAACCCUACGCUUGUAUCCAACAUUACCCAUGAAUAUUCGCUUUGUCGAAGAAACAACAGUAUUGCCUCGUGGCGGUGGACUAAACGGUCGCUCACCAGUUCUGCUGCCCAAAGGCUCAGGAAUCGCCUUUUCUCUCUACCACCUACAUCGUCUUGAAUCAAUAUACGGACCAGACGCGGGAGUCUACCGCCCACAGCGCUGGGAAAGUGGAGAGCUGAUCAAAAAGGCACGACUGGGAGCAGGGUUUGUUGACUUCAACGGAGGCCCAAGGCUCUGUCUUGGAAAAGACUUCGCUCUGAUGGAAGCCAGCUAUGCAAUUAUCCGAGUUCUCCAGGCGUAUCCUAACAUGCGACUUGCCUCUGGGGUCCAAACUGGCCCAGUUGGCUCAGAACGCCAAACAUACACUAUCAGCUUGUCUCCCACAGCAGGCGUGCGUGUGGCACUGUGA